AUGAAUGCAACAGAUGUAAAAUAUCUGUCCACGAGUAUAGUGUCAUCACACGAAGAAACAGAUAACCGAAGAGGUCGACCACCCAAUAAGCGUUAUCCUUUACAGAGUCAACAUCCUCAAGCAAAAACACACGUUCUGAUGAACUAUAGUGAACCUCGUGUGCCAAUUCUUUAUGGGCCACAAAUUUCUCGACAGGAUCGUGUUGAUACUCGAGAACGGUAUUAUCGAGCGCUCCUUAAGCUUUUCGUACCUUGCCGCACUGUCAAUGAUCUCUGUGACGUCAGCCAGACAUGGGAAAAUGCUUUUCAAUCUCAACGAGAUCGGAUCUCCGUUGACUCGUGGAAGAUUGUAGAAAAUAUCCAACUCUUACAUGAAUGCAGGAAGGAUCGCGAUGAGCACCUUCUUCAAGUUAUCACUGAAGCUCAAACUGAUGAUUCAGAAAUCGAUCUAGUGCUUCUCCCUUCAGAUCACAAUUUUGAUGAUGAAGGCGAUAAUACAGAUGACAAUGAAGUCUUAUCCGAGUUGUUAAACAACAUACACGAAUAUACAACUACAGCUAUGAAUGUCAGCAAAAGAACGACAGAAGAUCAAUAUGUUCAAGAGGCCAUCGAGGCAGUCGAAAAAGUUGGUCGAUUUAGUAUUAGCAACAAUAGCAAUAUAAACAGCGUUCCUUCAUCUGCUUCGAACGAACUUAUCAACUCAAUGAAUCAACAAUUUACACCCUUUGUUAUUGCAACCAAAAGCCUUGUUCAUUUAAACAAAAAAUGGCAAGAGCAGUUGAAGACCGAGAAGGAGCGAGCUAGACAAGCUUUAAUUACAGGCAGCUCUGAUACACAUGAUAAUUCAUUAGAUACACAAGUUGUAGAACAUACCACAGUAACAGUACUGAAUCCAAGUAAUGAUAACAACCAUAAGACCAAUCUAGGAAGUAUUGGUGGUUCGAUUCUUCCGGUUAUGUCGGUUGCUGCCAAUCUUCCCACGCAAAAAACUAUCGCUGAUGAAUUCACAUUAAAUAGAGAACAAGUAGCGUUCGUCGUGCCGACUCACUUCACCCUCGACUGUGGAAGACAGAUAUACUGUCUGCGUGUGCUAUUAAUGAGGCGAAUCAAUCUAGCAACUUCACGUACGAUGAAACGGUAA
Messenger RNA from Adineta ricciae, 1140 nucleotides. The record is from the annotation of a GenBank genome assembly. Lineage: Eukaryota; Metazoa; Rotifera; Eurotatoria; Adinetida; Adinetidae.